Molecule: messenger RNA, 2304 nt
Organism: Peronospora matthiolae
Lineage: Eukaryota; Oomycota; Peronosporomycetes; Peronosporales; Peronosporaceae
Source: the annotation of a GenBank genome assembly
AUGGCAUCGCCUGCUUUUUUUCUCAAGAAGCCCAACGGAUCACUUCGUCUACUGAUAGAUUUUCGCGGACUCAACCGAUAUCUGAAACGCAGCCCUUAUUACGUCCCACGUAUACGCGAGAUCCUGUUGCGUCUCGCAGGAGCCAAGUAUCUGUCAACAUUCGAUGCUAAUAUGGGGUAUUACGCGCGUCGCCUUGCUGCCUCAAGCCGUGGUCACACAGCUUUCUGUCUUCCGUUCGGGAAGUAUCAAUACAAACGACUCCCAAUGGGCAUUUCUACAGCACCGGACGAAUACCAAGCCUGCAUGGAGAAGAUUUUUGGCGAUCUGGCUUUUGUCGUAGUCUAUUUGGAUGAUAUACUCGUCUACUCCGAUAGUGAAGAGACGCACCUAGAGCACCUACACAUUGUGUUCAAGCGACUAACCAAGUAUGGGGUAACUCUCAACGGAAAGAAGUGCCACAUCCUCAGACAGUCCGUCGACUAUCUCGGCUUUACGCUGACAUCUCAAGGGAUCCAGCCCCAACAAAAGAAGAUUCAAGCCAUCCAACAAAUUUCCGUCCCCAAAACCAGGAAGGAACUACGCCGCUUCCUCGGAAUGAUUAAUUACUAUAGAGAUAUGGUACCCAACAAGACGGCAUUGUGCCAACCUCUCAACCGAUUCACCAGCUCCAAAGUCCCGUUCGACUGGUUGUCUAGCGACACGGAAGCAUUUCACGCUAUCCAGAAAGCGUUUGCCCAAGCCGUACUGCUCGCGUUUCCUGACUUUGAGCAACCAUUUCACGUCUACGCCGAUGCCAGCGGAAAGCAAAUCGGUGGCAUCAUUAUGCAGAAGAACCAGAUUCUCGCCUGCUAUUCCCGAAGUCUCAACAAGCAUCAAGUGAAUUACACAACGAUGGAGCUUGAGCUCCUCUCUAUCGUUGAAAUGCUGCGCGAAUACCGCACCAUGCUGCUCGGGUUCCCUGUGGUUGUUCACACCGACCAUAAGAACCUAAUUUAUCCGACCGAAACCAGCCUGCGCGUUAAGCGCUGGAAGCUCCUGUUGGCUGAGUACAGGCUAUCGAUGCAUUACAUCAAGGGAACCAAGAAUGUUGGUGCUGAUGCGUUUUCCCGGAUGAGAUUCGAUGCGAUGAACACGAAGACUCAUUUGCAGCUCGCGGACGAGAUAUGCGCUACCGCUGAUGAACCAGAUUGUGUCAUGCAUGGUCCGGUUCUUCGCGAACAUCAAGAUAAGGACUUGAUGAUUCAAAAAAUCAAGACAGCUUGCCUCAACGGCAACAACAAUCCUGACUAUCAGCUUCUACCUCUACUCGGCUGCACGCUGGUCGCGUACCAAAAGCGCGUCAUCGUGCCCGAUAGCUUGCGAGAAGAUCUCAUUCGUUGGUAUCAUUUAACGCUCAGUCAAUCUGGCGGUGAACGACAGUACAAGACAAUGAGGCAGGUUCUCUACUGGCCCGGAAUGGAAGCCGCGAUCAUCAAGAAUGCGAAAGAUUGUCUAAUUUGCAAGAAGGCAAAGGUCCACGGAGGCAAGCAGGACUAUGGAUUACUACCACCACGAACACUCAAGACGGUGAACCCCUUUGACACCGUUCAUGUCGAUCUCAUUGGUCCCUACGAAGACGGACACUACGGUAUUACCAUGAUUGACCAUGCGACGCGUUGGCUGGAAGUGGGUAUUCAGCACGACAAAACUUCGCUGACCACAGCCGAAAGCUUCGAUCGUGAAUGGCUGUGCCGCUACCCGCGUCCUGUAACGGUUAUACACGACCUAGGAACGGAAUUCACUGGUGAUGAGUUUCAAGAAUUGCUCCGCAGCUACGGGAUACAAGCCAAGCCUAUAACAAGCAAGAACCCUCAAGCUAACGCUAUUUGUGAACGCGUUCACCUCGAGAUUUUAAAUGUCAUCAGGUGCCACGAUGGCACUGACUGGAAGAAAACCAUUCACUACGCUGCAUUCGCCGUGCGAGCAAGCUACCACAGCAUUCUUAAUGCUUCCCCAGGUCAACUACUCUUCGGUCAAGAUAUGAUCACUCGUCAGCUUUAUAACGCCAACUGGAGCUAUCUAUCGAAGCGUCGUUUUGAUGCAAUUCUCGCCGACAAUGACCGCGAGAAUAGCAAACGCCUCGAGCAUUUCUACAAUACGGGAGACCACGUGAUGUUACGCGUCCCCAAGAAGUUCCGUGCAAAAUUGCACGCAGUGGCAACCGGACCUUUUGUUAUCCGCCAAGUUCACAGCAACGGCACUGUGACCAUCGACAAGGGAGCAAUGGCAGAACGUGUGAGCAUCCGCCGCAUUUUUCCGUGCUAA